AGCAAGCUUCAGGUUCGUUUUGAAGAUAAUUGUUGAGACAAAUUCAGGGAGUGUGAAUUUGCCUGUGGUAAUAAGAUCUCUUUAUUUUUAUUCAUAGUUAAUUCGUUCAGCCGAGGCGAUUUCAUGCCAGAAUGCAAUCCUCAAACAAGAAGGACGAUUGCCCUGCCUAUGGCACGCAUAUGCAUGGUGCCUGCCCGGCAGAUCGGCUGCUGCGACAGAGAGCCAUGAACCACCCCAGACACAUGGGCAAGAUAAAGAAGAGGUUGGAGGAUAUCAAGAACCAGUCCCUGAAGUUGACAAAAGUGGACUUCAGCCACAACGAAAGCAUCAGAUUGGCCACCGACGCCUUCUUGGAUGGUGGGACAGACUCUUACCUGGAAACUCUAAGCAAAGAGGGUGAGGUGGAUUUCCUCUCCUCGGUGGAGGCUCAGUACAUCAAGGAUAACGCCCGCGAGUCUUACUAUGCACAGGAGUCCCCGGGUGCCGACGGGGCAGCCGCGCCGAAGCAGAACGACGCGGGAUCGCUGCCGUCGGGGACCUACUUCCCCACCAUUUCUGAUAGCAGCGAGCCUGCUCUGCUCCACACGUGGAUUACUGCAGAGAAACCCUAUUUAAAGGAGAAAUCCACGGCCACUGUGUAUUUCCAAACAGAGAAGAACAGCAACAUUAGAGACAUCAUACGCCGCUACAUCCACAAGACCACUCAGGUGUUGGCCAUUGUGAUGGAUGUGUUCACAGACACUGAGAUUCUCUGCGACCUGCUGGAGGCAGCUAACAAGCGCAUGGUCUUUGUUUACCUGCUGCUCGAUCACAGCAGUGUAGAUCUCUUCUCGGAGAUGUGCGACAAGCUGCAGAUUUCUGAGGAUCUCUUCAAGAAUAUUUCAGUCCGCAGUGUUACUGGAGAGGUUUACUGUGCCAAGUCAGGCAGGAAAUUUUCAGGAAAAAUUCAAGAAAAAUUUCUUAUCUCUGACUGGAGAUAUGUGCUUUCUGGAUCUUACAGGUGAGAUAAGCCAUUGCACUUCAUCUCUAGGUACUCUUCUAUG
This is a messenger RNA of Zonotrichia albicollis (white-throated sparrow), 1043 nucleotides long. NCBI's taxonomy places the organism in Eukaryota, Metazoa, Chordata, Aves, Passeriformes, Passerellidae. The record is from RefSeq and is a predicted model, not a curated record.